AUGGAUGCAGAUGUAACCACCGACCAUACGAGCCAGGCACAGCAAAGUAUCCCGAGUACCAGUUCAGCCAGAUCAACUAGUGCUGUAAGCAGUGAACCACCUCAGCCUGUCAUGGUGGAAGCUGACCCCGUAGAUCAGCGUGAGGCACAAAAUAGCAUUAUCUCUAUUCUUCAGAAGCAAAUUUCGUCAUUGGAAUGUGAGCUGAAAAAGGUACAAGGUAAGGUUAGAGAAAGUGAGGCGCAAAAUUGCCAACUUAAAGUAGCGCUUCAUGAACACGCCUCGUCGCUUCCCGUUAUGUGCGAAACGGUCAGAGACCUUGUUACAUGCUCCGUUGGUCGCUCAGUGCAAAGCACCGCUGCUCUGCCUGCCGCGCCGAACUUCGACGCCGUUACCGGCGCCACUCAAGGUGCUAUGACCAACUACCCUGCCACGAGUAUAGCCGCUCUGGCUGCCGCGCCUAACUUUGACGGCGCUGCCGGCGCCAUAAUCAGCUACGUUGCCGCGGAUAGUGCCGCUCUGCCUGCCGCGCCAGAUUUUGGUGUCGCGACUGGCGCCGCCCAACCUGCUGUGAGCCAGCACACAUUCUCAAAUAGCGCUGAUCUGCCUACCGCGCUUAACCUCGCCGCUGCAAAUUGCGCCGCUCAAUCUGCUCCGUCCAGCUACGCUGCCGCGUAUGCCGCCGCUCUGCCUGUGGCGCCUUAUUUCACCGGCGCUGUCGCUCCUACUGCAACGCCAACAUUUGCCAUCCAAACUCCAGUAACGCCACUCACUUCCGGCACAUGCGUUCCUCCAUUUACUGCAGCGCCAAACACCACCGCUGCCAUAGCACCUAACUUCGCCACGGCGCCUGCCGCCGCAAUCGUUGCUACUACGUUCGCUGCCGAAGCGCAUCGCCCACCAAUAGUCACGUCACCAGCGAUUGCCAGUGCUACGCAUGCUGGCCUUGCCAACGCGUUUAUUAGACCUUCGUUAUCAGUAAAUGACCAUUCCGUCGCUCCAGUUUCAGCUACCCCAGGUAUGCCCUUUGGGGUGAUGCAACCUCGAAAACUCCAAGAUUUGCCGGAGUUCAGUGGUCUAGCCGAAGACAGGCCACAAUUCAUAACCGCGUUCACUCAGCCAAAGUCUGCAUAUGGAUACACUGACCUUGAAAACAACCAGCGCUUCAGAAGUGUUUGA
Messenger RNA from Rhagoletis pomonella (apple maggot), 1176 nucleotides. Its product is annotated as nuclear pore complex protein NUP62-like. The transcript has a single exon. NCBI's taxonomy places the organism in Eukaryota, Metazoa, Arthropoda, Insecta, Diptera, Tephritidae. The record is from RefSeq and is a predicted model, not a curated record. Bases 1 to 1176 code for a protein of 391 amino acids.